AUGAACUACCGAUGUCGAGCCCUCCGUUUGGGCCACUAUGUCGUGCCUCCACCUUCACCGCGCCCCGCUCGCCUCACCCGCGGUCCCCUCCAUCUUGAGCCACUGCACUACCUCGACGACCUCCUCCCUAAUCCCUUUUAUGUUUGGAGUUGCAUUAGGGAUUACGAGGACUUGUGGCUAAACCUGCUGCUAGUAUACUUGAAGUUACGGGAAAACCGCACUCGGUAUUAG
This is a messenger RNA of Sphenostylis stenocarpa, 231 nucleotides long. The record is from the annotation of a GenBank genome assembly. NCBI's taxonomy places the organism in Eukaryota, Viridiplantae, Streptophyta, Magnoliopsida, Fabales, Fabaceae.